Molecule: messenger RNA, 726 nt
Organism: Exophiala bonariae
Lineage: Eukaryota; Fungi; Ascomycota; Eurotiomycetes; Chaetothyriales; Herpotrichiellaceae
Exons: 3
Coding region: 1-726 (241 amino acids)
Source: RefSeq, a predicted model, not a curated record
AUGGUCAACAUCGUGAAGCGCAUGCGGACUCUCAGACCUAAAGUGGGUGACUCUCUCGCAAUGCUUUUCUAUAUACGACAUGGAGGUGAAAGCGGAGUCGGCGCCGCCACCUUUCUCCCUCAUCCCGCACCUCAGAUUACACAAUUCGAUCUUUUCGUACCCGAGCAGAAAAAGGCACACGAGCCUGAGACAAGAAAACAGAUAUCCGGUGCAUGGAGUUUCAUACGAAAUGCGCUGCCUUCCAUAAAAUACCAUAACCCAAGUUUGGCGAUCCGUGUACAGACAGCAGAUGCUCCGACACUCGGCAUAACCUUCGAAAGCCAAGAUAGGAAGGCAUUACAAUCGCUCGAUCAAAGGGACGAAGGUGCCCAAUCUAUGUCUGGUCGAUUUAAAUAUUCUUGGUCAAAAGUACAACCCAAGACACAGACUGCGCAAGCAGGUGCAUCCGUCGACUCUUCGGAACAAUCAUAUACCAGACAGGUCCAAGCCGACGUCUCCGAUCAGCCACACAAGGCCAUUUGGGAAUACGUAAAGUUCGUCACCAAGUGUGAAGCAGCGCCUGAGGCGACACCAGAGGAGCAGACGAUGAUGAAAGAAUGGAAAGAUACAUUAAGUUUCGGCGGCCAAGAUCGAAAGAGAGUCAAGGCUGGCAUCGAUGAGAUUAGACGUGAAAAGGAGGAACUCCGGAAAGCAAGAGAAGCUGCUGAGAGGAUGACUACCGAGUAA